UCUCGAAACUACAGUAUGAAGAUGUUCAUGGUACUCCUCCUUGUUGGUCUGGUGGCUGCUGACCCCCUCCCCGGUGGAACAGUGUGUGAUGUCUGUAAAGCUGGUGUCAGUCAGCUCCAGGGUUUACUCUCUGACAGUCUUGUGAACAAAGUGAAGGGUGGAGUUUCUUUGGUCUGCUCCUUCCUCUUUUUCGAUGAGUGUGCAGACAAAGUAAACGCAGUUAUUGACUUUGUGGUAAACUACAUCAAAUCUAUUGACGCUCACGAGCUGUGUUCCAAGAUAGGCAACUGUGACGAUGAGGACUUGCCUGAACCUGUUGUUGAGCUCGUUGGUGACGAGGAGAGUUGCAACAAAUGCGUAGCUGAGUACGAGAAGAUCAUCAGUAUCAUCACAGAGAACCCACAAGUCAAGUCCACGAUCAAGACAGUCCUAAGCGCCAUCUGCUUCCUUCCCAUCGACAAUUGUUCACAGCUGAUUGAGGAUGUUGUAGAUGAAGCAUUUGCCGAACUCGAGAUGGGUUCUAAGGAUCUCUGUGCUAAGAUCGGACAGUGUUAAGAAGCUAAAAAACUGGUCGCAUUUACGAAAACGAAAAGAAAGUUGGGCUUCAAAAGGGAUCUGAAUUAAUUUUGUCAAAACUUAGAAUCUAUAGAUAUCUUUUCAUUGCAAGUUUCCCAUUUUAUCUACUAUACUGAUUCGCUAAAAUAUUUGAUAUUCAAGAUUUAUAAAUCUUCAUUAAUUCGUUAAAAAUAGAAACAAAAUAA
This is a messenger RNA of Bolinopsis microptera, 761 nucleotides long. RefSeq lists its product as uncharacterized. Lineage: Eukaryota; Metazoa; Ctenophora; Tentaculata; Lobata; Bolinopsidae. The transcript has 6 exons. Bases 16 to 555 code for a protein of 179 amino acids. The record is from RefSeq and is a predicted model, not a curated record.